Pistacia vera is the source of this 552-nucleotide messenger RNA. RefSeq lists its product as uncharacterized. The record is from RefSeq and is a predicted model, not a curated record. The coding region runs from base 1 to 552 and encodes 183 amino acids. NCBI's taxonomy places the organism in Eukaryota, Viridiplantae, Streptophyta, Magnoliopsida, Sapindales, Anacardiaceae. The transcript is spliced from 3 exons.
AUGACUGCUGGCGCUAAACUCUUUAACUCAAAUAGUGAGUUGUUUCAAGAUCCUAGCCUUUAUCGAAGCACCAUUGGGGCUCUCCAAUAUUUGACAUUAACAAGGCCAGACAUCAGCUUUACUAUAAACAAAUUGAGCCAAUUUCUUCAAGCUCCAACUGAGCAUCAGUGGCAAGCAUGUAAGUGGGUGUUACGAUACAUCAAAGGGACUCAAUUUCAUGUUCUCCUCUUCAAGCCAGUAGCCUCUUUAUGUGUUGAAAGCUAUGCUGAUGCUGAUUGGGGUAGUAAUCUGGAUGAUAGGAGAUCCACAAGUGGUUAUUGCAUCUAUCCAGGUCCCAACUUAAUUCAGUGGAGUUUUAGAAAACAAAAGGUGGUUGCCCUUUCAUUGACAGAGGCUGAAUGUAGAAUAUUAGCUCAAACAGCCACUAAAUUGGUCUGGCUGGAAAGUUUGUUAUCUGAAUUGGAUUUAGUUUCAGUUGGCUGUGUUCAGUUGUUAUGCAGGGGAGUGUUAUAUAGAGUAGUGAGGAGCGUUAUGCAGAGUAGUGUUAUGUAG